Molecule: messenger RNA, 1308 nt
Organism: Penicillium mononematosum
Lineage: Eukaryota; Fungi; Ascomycota; Eurotiomycetes; Eurotiales; Aspergillaceae
Product: Herpesvirus glycoprotein N
Exons: 1
Coding region: 1-1308 (435 amino acids)
Source: RefSeq, a predicted model, not a curated record
AUGACUAUCGAGCUCGAGCCAGGCACUAUAAUGUCAACAUACAUCCCAAUGCCCUGGGUUCCGGACAUAAUAUCGGAAUGGGCCGCCUUGAUUCCACUGGCCUGCCAUCUUGCUAGUCCCCAAGAUGAUCACUUGACUUCGGGCGACGUUUCUCUACAUGGGCGAAUUUCAUUAAUUCUAUUUCCUCGCCUUGGGACUUUAUGGGGGCUAGCAAGACUCUUCGGCAAAGGUUCGAACUAUUUCGAUUACGCCAGUGUCAGAGGAGGUUCGGCUCGAACAGUAUGGGAUGUCAAAUGGGGAUCCGAAUUUCCCUGCGCAAAUGGUGCAGCGAGUGCAGCAAUUGAGAAUUUUGCUCUUGGAAAUCUUAGAGAUAGAGCAGGGGUGAUACCUAGGCUUUCUAUCCCCAUUUCAGAUAGCAAUGUCGCCCCUAGCUCUGGAUCAGAUGAGGCCCCAAAACUUCGCCAACAAAUCUUGCAUGUCUACCAGUUUCGCCUCUGUCCGCCCCGACGGUCACUACGAUCUAAAAUCGACAGUUUCAUGAGUUCAAAGAUUGCUAAUUGCAUCAUUUUCUCUGUACUUUGCGGAAUUUCAGCUAUAUUUGGACUUGUUGGCGCCUAUGGAAGCGCUGGCCUCAUCUUGAUCACUGCAAUCUCUAGACUGGUUGCAUGGGCCAUAGUCAUUCCUCGAAGCGCUGGGUAUUUGAGCAACAAUGAGAAACAUGAAACUGCAUGCAUGUUAACAGCGUCACACGUCAACGCUAUGGAGUGGAGUCUAUACACUGGCGAUCGCGCGAUUGUCGACACCUUGCUCAACAAGCCGAUGGUUCAUUUCCCAGAAGGAAAACAAGCACAGUUAGCGGCUCGCUGGUUUUACUUUGCACAUGGAGUUCAACUUGCCGCAAUCACAUACGUGGCGGCGCAGAAAGGCUGGGAUGGUAUAUGCUUAGUGUGCGUCCUUUUUGUUCACACUUUAUAUCAUUGGACAUUUUGCGGUAAUGCAAAGGUUGCUGACUGGCUGGCUCGAGAGGGUGUUGAGGUCAAAGUAAAGAGCUAUGAGUUUGGCUGGCGAACUGCUAUGCUUGGUUGCAUUCAGCUAUUCAGCGAGUCCAAGGUGACUCGUUGGAUGGAUUCGAUAGUGGUUUCACAUCCGCGACGUGACGCCUUUCUCAGACUUAUUCAGGGAAAGGAAUUGGAGAAGAGCUUAGAGGUCCAGCUCGAUGAGCAUGAUUUGGACUGGAUCAAUAACGCAGCGUCUCUGUCUGUUCAGGGAGGGCAGGUACUGAAACGAGAUUUCAUUGUCAGAAAGUGA